Molecule: messenger RNA, 11658 nt
Organism: Porites lobata
Lineage: Eukaryota; Metazoa; Cnidaria; Anthozoa; Scleractinia; Poritidae
Source: the annotation of a GenBank genome assembly
UGGGGCUAUUCGUUCCCAGCCUCCAUAGUCCCACUUUUGAGCGAACACGCGGAACACGGGAAAAAACCACACAUACUACUGGGGGCGUAGUGAUGGCGUAUUCUCGUUCGCUUUUCGGUUCUACUAACUGCGCCAGAACAUUAUUUAACCGUGGCUUGUUAAGAAGGUUACUUCUUCCGCGAUGUAUAAUUGGAGCUGAGGGCCGACCUUUAUUGCAGAUUCCGGGUAAAGCGUCUCUUUCUUCGUGGAGUAGACACCGUGGGCAAAUAAUUCGUUGCUCUAGAUUCUGUUCUUCUAUAGCGGGCAUUGUGCAAAGUAAAUACACAGUUGACAUACCAGAAGUUUCGCUCAGCGAGUUUAUGUUAGAUGAUUUUCAGGAAUAUGGAGAUGAUUUGGCAAUGGUAAGCUGAGUUUAUGGCCAUUAACUAGCUAAUCAAUUGUAAAGCACAUAAUUGUUUGUUGUUAUUAUGCAGCGAACAACAAACUGGAACGCAGUUCUGUAAAACAGGAGAAUGCAAAUGAAGUCUUUGUGUACUUUGAACCCUGUGACAAAAUGUCCGACAACCGGAUAGGAUUUUGAUUUUUAUUAGGUUGUGUUUGUAUUGUACAUUUGUUCAUGUACGUAUAAAUGUGGCCAUUUUAAUUAUUUCAAGCUUAACUUGGACGACAACACUUUAUGUUCAUAAUUUGAAUAUGUAAACAAAGUGGUCUCUUGGUGGGCUUACAACCUUUCUGAUUUGCAUGACCUUUGUUCUUUAGUGAAGUCAUGUGAAGUAUCUUGUGAUUGUAUUAAUGCACAGCUGAUUGAUUUCUACUGCUUAAAUUGAGACUUUACACUGUACAAUGUGGGUGAUAUAUACCUUUUUCUUGAAAAAGAUAUUUAUUACACUUAACAUUAUCUAUAACAUUUUGAAACAAAAUCUGUGAUGGACACCUGGCCAUUUCAUGUAAUAUUCACAUUCCCUCUAUAUGAAUUUUCUGAGGAAGUCUUGGAUAGAAAUUUCUGAGGGGAAAAAUGCUGUGUCAGCACUUUCGUUUUGAUAUGGACCAUUCCAUGUAAUAUCCACCCCCUCUCCCCCACCAUGAUAAGAUUUUCUUAGGGGGGUUUCAAAGUUAUUUUUUCUUAGUGGUUUAAGAAAAAAUGUGCUAUUUCUGAAAGGGGGGCUGUGUUGGUACUUUUGACCCGUUUUUCUCUGAGGUAUAGUCAACUUAAAAAAAUGUACCCAUAGGGGCGGGGUUGAAGUUGUUAAUAUGAAAUGGCCCUUUCUCUUAAUUUUCUGAGGCAUUAGAAGGUAUAUCUCAUCGACAAGGGGGGCACUAUUAAAUACAAUGGCUCACCCUUUUUAUUGAUCUCUUCUCAUUUUAAUCUGAUAGUUGCUUGGGGUUUUGCAGAUAAUUUCCUGUAAGAGGCUAAUAAAAUAAAUUUUUCCUUGUUGAAGCUCCAUGCAUUGAGUAAAACAUUAGACUUAUUAAAAUAGCUCUCAAUCCACACAAAGCUGUGAUCAGAUUGUCAGACUACGAUCGAUGUUGCUAAACCUAAUAGAACCACGUUCCUUUUCUUCGUUUAUCAUUUGGCUUGGUGCACGCUACUGGUGUACACUAACCGUGCCUGCGCAUGAUUUCAAGCUGAAGAGAAGGCACCAUUUUUGUGCCAAAGCAUGGGAAAAAACAUGCAUGGGGACAGCUUAGGCUGAGAUUUUUAGCCAUGUGUACACCAGUAGCAUGUGCCAGGCCAUUUAUUUAUUUUACUUUUUUGCUAGAUUGAUGGUGCUUCUGGGAAAUCUUACAGUUACAAUGAGCUCAAUACCUCAAUAAAAAAGUUGGGGUCAGCAUUAACAAAAAGAGGUUUCAAGAAGGGUGACGUAUUUGCUCUGUACCUACCCAACGUGCCAGAAUAUCCCAUAGUAUUCUUUGGAGUCAUUGCUCUGGGUGGUAUAGUGACAACAUUAAACCCAACUUUCACUGAAAAGGAGAUUUCAUACCAACUGAAAGAUUCAGGAGCAAAAUACAUUCUUACGAUACCUGCUAUUGCUGACAAAGCAAAGAUAGCUGCAGCAGAAAAUGGAAUAAAUGAGGUUUUCGUAAUUGGUGAGGCAGAGGGCUGUGAGCCUCUUGAUUCGCUGUUGUUUGAUGAUGGCUCAGCGUUUCCAGACAAUGUGCCAGUCAACCCAAAAGAAGAUGUAUGCGUUAUGCCAUACUCCAGUGGAACAACUGGCUUUCCAAAAGGUGUCAUGCUUACGCAUCAAAACAUAGUGUCACAGGUAUGCAUGCUUUUACAUGAAGCCUUCAGGUCUCAUCCUUUCCGAGGAACUGUCCUGGGGCUUCUUCCCUUCUUUCACAUCUUUGGCAUGGUUGUCAUCAUGGCCCAUUUUCUUAAACGUGGAGGAAAAAUAGUCUGCAUGCAACAAUUUGAUGGAGAGAACAUGCUUGGACUCAUUCAAAACUUCAAGGUACUGUUAUAUUAUUGGUCCUUUUCUUCCUUCUUCCAGCUUGUAAAUAGUUACCAAAAUUGAACACUGCUUCCAUUUCUGGUUGGAGGUGUGUCCACGGCAUGCAUAUUUAUAUAUUUGACCAGACACUCAUAAGGGGUUGAAACCUGUAACUCGCGUUCAAUGCUCGUGAAUAUUCAAUUUUACCAUAUUUGGAAACCUUAGUGACAGAUAUCCAUUUUAAACAAAUGGCUGCCGCAUGAUCACCAUGCAGAUGUUUUAAGACAAGAGUUCUGCACUUAAAGGUUAAAAAUACACCGUUAAAAGACAAAAAAUGGAAAGAGAAAGUUCAAAAGGAUGCUCAGCUUUCUUUUUGUGGAGGAAGGGAAGCUUUUCAUCAAGAAAUCGUCCUUUGAGGAAUUCAACCUUGUUUUCUUCACGACGGAACGCACGGUCUGUUUUGAAAUGACACCAAGGCAGUGAAGUUUUUGCUGAAUUUUCAGGUACAUUGCACUCUAUGGCCAAGACAAUUACAUUUUUGAAAGGGAAUUUAUGUAUUUUUAAAUGUUUCAUAGGCGUUUUAUAAAUUUUUCUCUUCGGCACUAAAGAAAAAUUACAAAAUGUGCCCCAAUUUGAGAUGAAUUUUGUGUUGAAUUUUGCCAUGUGCUCGGUUGAUUGGAUCCACGAUCCAGAUAGUGUUUCCGGAAUUGUUUUAAAGGAUUAACUUUUUGGAUUUUGAAUAAAAAUUUUCAAGAAACGGCUUCCCUGUCUAUUUGUUUUGACUUUGUUCAUUCAUGAAAUUAGCUCAAAACACGAUCGUGACCACAUCCAAGCUAGCUUAAGGUGGCUCGACUGGAUUUUUUUAGGGCGAUACCUCCCAAGUUUGAGCCUCAACUACGUCGGCAUGAGUAAAGAUAUCGAAAAAAGGUUACCACAACUGUAUUACAUAAAGAUGAAAAUUUCUUAUGAUCUGGGUUUUAUUGCAAUCGGAGUCGCCAUGGCAACGUAAUGACGCCAUUACGUUUUUCAUUUAUCCUUGUGUUUCUCUGUACCAGGAGUUUUUUGAAGAAAUCGCUUAAGGGAGUAUGUACCUGCCAUAAUUGCCUCCAUUAUGGCAAAGUUUGAAGAAAUUCUAUGAGAGCGUUUUCGAAAUAUUUCGAAAUGCAGUUUUAAGAAUCAUCAAAGCAGUGAAAUAGCAUGUUAGCCGCUCAAUUCGCUAAUAUUUUAAGAAAAUGAUAAGCUUUGGGAACGCGGCUUCAUCUCAUAGUGGUUUGAUUCCAUUGAAAACUGCAUACAAAAAAAGAGGGGAAUUGCUCUGGGCGAUCGCGAGUAAGAAGAAUUUUAUUAACUUGCAUUCAGCUGCUUUUGAUACAGUUUUUGGAGGUAAUUUGGUCCAUGCCUAAAAAUUUCGCAUUUUUCCAAAAACCGCUCGAUAAAUUUUUUUAUAAAUUGGACAAUUCCGAGAUCAAUUGUCAAGAAAUAUUCCCUGCAAGUUUUAAGAACAUUGAAAACAGGGAAGGCUUUUAAAUAGGGCCUCAAAUAUAGCCAAUUUUCCGCCCAGAUUUUGUGUUUACAAGUGAGCGUCCUCAUUAUUCACUGGCAUUGUUUUCAAGUUUCAUAUACACGUGCAAAUUUAGCAAAAAGAUAGAAUUUGCAUCAAAAAGGACCCUCAGUUAAAUCUUCGGAAUAUGCUAAUUACCGGGUAAAGAGGUUAGUGAUACAUUAUAACAUCAGAGCCACUCUUUAUGAGAGUUUCUGUGAUGUUAUAUUCCGAGUAAGAUAAUCAAGUAUUGCAUCCUACACAAUGAGCCGAGACGUUCACCGUUUCGGCUCUCACUGCUAUCUGUGACGACAAGCCAAUUAUUAGCAUAUACCGGAUAUUUCUUCGGAACGUAAUCGAGAGUUCUUUUUGAUGCAAAUUUAUAUUUUUUGCUAGUUGUGCACGUGCAUAUGAAACUUGAAAACAAUGCCAGUGAAUAAUGAAGACGCUCACUCGUAAACACAAAAUCUGGGAGGAAAAUUGGUUAUGUUUGAGUCCCUAUUUAAAAGCCUUCCCUGUUUUCAAUGUUCUUGAAACUUGCAGGGAAUAUUUCUUGACAAUUGAUCUCGGAAUUGUCCAAUUUAUAAAAAAAUUUAUCGAGCGGUUUUUGGAAAAAUGCGAAAUUCGUAGGCAUGGACCAAAUUACCUCCAAAAACUGUAUCAAAAGCAGCUGAAUGCAAGUUAAUAAAAUUCUUCUUACUCGCGAUCGCCCAGAGCAAUUCCCCUCUUUUUUUGUAUGCAGUUUUCAAUGGAAUCAAACCACUAUGAGAUGAAGCUGCGUUCCCAAAGCUUAUCAUUUUCUUAAAAUAUUAGCGAAUUGAGCGGCUAACACGCUGUUUCACUGCUUUGAUGAUUCUUAAAACUGCAUUUCGAAAUAUUUCGAAAACGCUCUCAUAGAAUUUCUUCAAACUUUGCCAUAAUGGAGGCAAUUAUGGCAGGUACAUACUCCCUUAAGCGAUUCCUUCAAAAAACUCCUGGUACAGAGAAAAACAAGGAUAAAUGAAAAACGUAAUGGCGUCAUUAUGUUGCCAUGGCGACUCCGAUUGCAAUAAAACCCAGAUCAUAAGAAAUUUUCAUCUUUAUGUAAUACAGUUGUGGUAACCUUUUUUCGAUAUCUUUACUCAUGCCGACGUAGUUAAUGCUCAAACUUGGGAGGUAUCAACCCCAAAAAUCCAGUCGAGCCACCUUAAAGUGAGAAGAAAGAGUUAAAUCCUUCUCACAUUACCUACACGCAUCACUUUUUGCGAAGAUGUCAGGUUCAGGUUUUGGACACUUUUCGAUAGGCAGCUGAUGAAUUUUAUGCAAAAAAAGUUUUUACUGUCUAUUCUAGACUAGUAAUAUAAGAAUUGCAGUAUAAGUUUACUGUGCAAAGGGUCAAUGGGGCAACGUUUUUUGAAGUGACAACUUCAACAAGUUGCGAGGACGUCAAUGGGUUUCAUAAUGUUACGUUUGGCCCGGGUGGUAAGGCAAUAAUAUCCUGCUCAGUAGUUCGGUAAGAUUCCUGGUUUCAACCUUUGAAAGCUGUCUCAGCUUUCGGGAGUUUUUCCCCGGUUUGUCGGCCAUUUUUUUAAGCGGGCGCGGGAAGGUAAAGUAAAAUUACGUCACGUUGUUUACGAAGUUUGAUUGGUCAGCUAUCUCUUGUUCUCGUUCCAAAUAUGGUACUUUAUAGUUUUGAAAAUGAAUAAUCACGAGCAUCGGACAAAGCAAACAUAUGAGAGUUACCCGUUUCCACCCCUUAUGAGUUUCUGAUUUGACUGACUCUAUUGUUUAGUUGAAAAUGUGAGCAUGGUUUGGUUAAUGUGUUGACCCAGUUUUUGAAUGAAAAUGGAUUAAAAAACUAGGUGAACAUACUAACCAACUCAUGCACAUAAUCAUUUUCAAUGAAAAACUCAGUCAGUGAUACAACUAACAUGUGUAUGUGAAUGUCUGUCUAACUGGAAGAGGAUUUAUUUGGCAUUUUUUCCCUUACAAAAAUGUGCCCUGUUAAUAAAUAAGUAAUAUUUAAACUGUGCUCACAUUAUAGCUAUAGGUGGCUCUUCCUAAAAUGUUCUAGGCUGACUAAUAAAGUGGAUCUUGAAUCUUGAUAUAAUAAACUCCUAUUUAACAAAGUUCUUGGUAUAAAGAAUGAUUUUGUCUACUCUAGCAAUAGUAUACAACUAUCCCCCGAGGGGGAGGUGAAUAGUGGUGGUGGAUAUAUACUGAGAUGCGAAACGUCGAGGUAUAUAUCUAGCACUGUUCACCAAUCCUGAGGGGAUAGUUGUUUUAGUAUUUACCAAAUCAGUUGGAUAAAAAUGAAAAAAGUAACUUUUUUGUAAAUUAAAAACAUCACUUAGUGGGAAGUUUGUUUACAAUUUACAAACAUCUUGGGGAUAUUGUCAAGUGCAUUUCUAUGAUUUUGUUGCAAAUUCAGCAAGAAAAUAAUUUUCUACCUACCAGUAAACACCGACAAGCUGAACUUCAUCACUUUCUUGGUAUUUGUUUGUACAACUGCUUCAUUUAUCGCUCAAAUUUCAUCUUCCCAAAAAUUUCUCAAAAUGAGAUGCCAUCAUCUAGUGGCUUCAGUCGUAAAACAGUGAAUAGCCAAGGAGAUUCUAUGGUACCCAGUCAAAACACGUGGAAAUUGCUAUUCACUGAUUUGGUAAAUACUAAUACAAUAUGAAAAAGAACCUCAAAAUAAUGAAACUUCAUUAUAGCAAACAAAUUUUGCUGUGAGUUAAUUGGCCCUUCUUUACAUUGUGGUUCCAAAGGUAUUAAAGAUUAGCAUGUACAAUGUAGACCCAGUGAAAUGUUAUAACAGUGAGGUAUUUCCAGGAUCAGUACAAGAUCCUCUAUAGUCUGUCCCAAUUUCCAGAAAAUUAAUUGGUAGUGCUGCUUAAUAAAGUGCUUUUGGUGAUCAGACAGAAGCCAGACUUGUAACACUGAAUAGUUUUCCAGACAGGAAAAAACAGGAGACAGAGAGAACGCACCACAACAACUCUAUUUUAAAAUGGCAUGGGCAUAGAGUCAGUAGCAUUUUUUAAGGACCGUGAAAUCAACAAAGUUUUCAGUUUUGAGUGAAUAAUGAUUGUUGUCUUUUAGAUCCACUCCUUAUAUCUAGUGCCACCAGUUAUCACAUUUUUGAGCAAACAUCCUUUGGUGGACAAUUAUGACCUUACAAGCGUAGAUACCAUCAUCAGUGGUGCAGCUCCACUUGGAGAGCAACUCACUAAUGCUUUAUGGAAACGUCUUCCCUCUGUGGUAGCUAUUGGGCAAGGUAUACAUUACCCAGUAUAAACUAAAAAAUAACAGCCAUCAAUAGUAAAUUUGUAAUGUCCAGCUUUUAUUGCCUUUGUCAGACAGGAGACAGAGAGUGCAAGGGUAUAAGGGUAUUGAAUGUGAGAGCUAAGUGACUCGUGUCUUAACUGAUGUCAAAUUCAUCCUUCCAUUGUGCCAGGUCUAAGGUACCGGUCACUGCUCCAUGGAUAAUUUACCCAACCACACAGAUUUCUCUCAAUAUAAUAGAGCAUUUUGUUAAGAGAUGAGAGCCAGGAGACACUUUUAAUGUUGUUCAUUUAUCUGUAUCAUGGUGACCUGUACUCUGACCUGUGGAUAAGUGAGCUGUAUUUUAGCCCCUCUGCUUCCAAGGGACCCAAUGCAAAAACGGCUGAUGGAUUGAUAUUCUUUUGUUUAAAUUAAAAGUAGCCUAACUAGCUUCAUUCUUUAGUACAAAAUUCAAAGGAAUACAUUAUCUCAGGCGAGGCUAGUCAUGGUAAUUUUAAGUUAAUCCAGCAGCCAUUUUUGAAUUGGGUCCAUGACUUAAAUAUAUGUACAAGGCAAAUCUAGCAAUUAAUCUGGACUAAGAAUUCACUAAUCCAUGGAUCCAGGGCUAUCACCAAGAGCCGGGGACUGGGGAUUUUCCCCGGCUACUAUGAGCAUGAGCGCUGACUACUCUAGAACCUAAAGAACUUCCUAGCUUUACAAUUCCCCUCAUACUAUUGCAUAUACCCGGCAACUUGAAAUUUUAGCGCAUGCAUCCCUUAAAUUCCAGUCAUUAAGGUGAUUGCCUAUAGAAGCAUUAAACCUGUCCUAACUUUACUAUCAGUAAUUAUUUAUUAAUAAUAUUAGUCUUCAUGGUCUGUGUCUAAAUAGUACAGAGACCUUAGUGAUGCGUACACUUACAGGGUCUUCAUUCAUGACAUAGCUUGUGUUUAACCAAAGCAAAAACUCGGAACCUUUAAGAAAUUUUAUUUAUUGUUUUGUGUUGCUUUUACGUUUCUUUUAGCAUUGACUUACAGCAGGAGUGUGUUUAGGAAUGACGGGUACUGGCAGUACCUGUACCUGUACACUCCUGACUCCAUGAUUUACAUGUACAUAUUUGAAAACAUGGUAAAAGAAUUAUAAUUGGUAAAAGAGGAAUCCACACCAUUUUUUCAACUUAUGUUUUUGUUAGCUGUUCACUUGUUUAUUUUAUAGGAUAUGGCCUGACAGAGACAAGUCCAGCGGCAAUGGUUUGCCCCCGAAAUAAUUGCAAGCCUGGUGCAGUUGGAGUCAUGUUGCCGAACCUUGAAGGAAAGGUAGAAUCAGAAUAGUUCAACUAACAGGGGAGGAUUUGCAGGGAAGGAGGUUGUUGACUGCCCAGGCUCCCCACCCCCUUACACUUUCAUCUACCCUCUUCUUAUGUUUUACGUCAUAACCAAAACAAUCAUAUCAUUAUCUGUUGAUCAAGAGUCUCCACAAAUUGGUGGCAGAUGAGCUGGGCAGACCAGUGUCCCCUGUUAUUUUAUAGACUGCCUGGAAGCUGUAUAGAAACAGCUACACAGGAUAAUUGGGUAUGAAAACAGUAAGCAAAUGACAGAAACGAUGGACCCUAACCUUGAACAGUACAGUUUCCUACCAGGAAGAAUGAAUGGAAUUAGAAGAUUCAAAGGAGAAAAGCAAUAAAAAAGUAUUGGUUCAAAUUUUCAAGUGGUUUGAAAAAUAGGUGGUACAAUGAUAAUUUUAUAAUAGUGUUUGGAUUUGGUGUGUUUUGAGAAAUUGGGAUUUCUAAUGUUGUAGGAGUGUUUUUUUGCAAAUGUAAGAGAGUAAGUGAGUGUAGUGAUCACUUCUUUGGUAACUACAUAAUAUGUACCCUACCGUCUUAAAUUUUUAGAAUCUAGGUAGAAAGAUAUUUAUUUGUUGGUCAACAUAUUAAUAGAUGAUCAUUUCUUUGUCUAGGUGGUUGAUGUUAAAACAGGUGAAGCUCUUGGGCCAAAUCAAAGUGGUGAGGUGUGCAUUAGGGGACCAUCAAUAAUGAAAGGUACUACAUGUAACAGUAAAUAAUGUUUUCCUUAUAGAUCUAUUCACCACAGUUCAUCACUUGUUUAUUAACCAUGAAACAUUAAGGCAACCAAAAAAAACCAAAAAACAAAAAAUAAAAUAAUAAUAAAGGGCAAGAUAAAUUAUAGUGGGAUUGUUGACUUCUUGAACUUUCAUGAUAUGAUGUCUAGAACCAGCAUAAAGAAUGCAUUAUUAUUACACAAUUAAAUUUUAAGAAUCAUCGUUGUUAACUCCAUGCCCAAAAAUAUAAGGUUAGCAUCUGUAAAAACAAAGACUUCCAGAACUUCCAAAGAUGUUGAUACCGGUGAAAUCUCAAUACAACAACAGCCUUCCUGAACGAUAACGAACAAUAUUCUUCACCCCAGAAAAAGUAAAAUAAAAUAUGGAAAAAACCUUGAUAAUAUUAACAUUCCAGAUGAAAGCUUAUGUUAAUAUAACAUCUUGUUUGUUUGUUUGUUUGUUUUUGUUUCAUGCAUUUUUCCUUCUUGUUUUAGGCUACCUUAAUAAUGCUAAAGCUACUUCAGAAUGUAUUACCCCUGAUGGAUGGUUUCAUAGUGGUGAUACAGGAUACUAUGAUGAAGAGGGACACUUCUACAUUGUAGACAGACUUAAAGAACUCAUUAAAUACAAAGGAUUUCAGGUAGCAAUCUCACUAUUUGUGUAAGUCUCAUCACUCUUGCAUGUUCAAACAUUAAUACCAAUGGUUUUUUAAGCUUUUCAUCUACAAAAAUGUGAGAACUUGAAGCCACUAGUUGAAGGGAUUAAUCACUAUUUACUAUGAUUGAAUUGUUUUCACAGGUCCCACCAGCUGAAUUAGAAGCUCUCAUUCACACUCAUCCAAAUGUAUUGGAUGUUGCAGUGAUUGGAGUUCCGUGUGAAGAAGCUGGAGAACUUCCUAAAGCAUUCGUUGUUCCAAAAGGUGAAGUAGAAAAGAAAGAAAUUACAGAGUUUGUGGCUGAGAGAGUGUCUCCUCAUAAAAAGCUUCGUGGGGGUGUGGAGUUCAUCGAACAGAUUCCCAAGACUGCAAGUGGAAAAAUAUUAAAGAGAGAGCUGCGAGACAAGUAAAGUAACAUUACAGCCGAGGAAAAGUUAACAAUUAUUACAUAAUGGCUGAGUAUGAUAUGAAAAAGUUGUCUGAAAUUGAGGAGGAUGUUAUCUGCUAAGUGCUGAGGCCAAAGUAGAUACCACCCCCUGUGGUCUGCUUAACUCUACAUACACCUGAACUUCUCUGCAACAGGUACCUUGGGGACAGAAGGAAGUGGCCAUUAUAACGAGGUGGACAUUGUAGAGAGUUUUCAAACAAGGGCCGAUGUAUGGAUUUUUUGUCUGCUGGAACAAAAAAAAGUGGCUGUUGUAGAGAGGUGGCCGUUAGUGAAGGUUCAGCUGAAAUUUAUCAUGAUGUGUGAAUGAAUGUUAUGUAUGUUUCUCGAAGUCUUCUGCCAUUUUCGUGCCAGAACAGCUGAGCCACCAUGAUUUCCACUGGCAGAAGACAUAAGUCUGUCCCUGUUUCAGUUUACUUUUUCAUUAUUGACCUCAAAUAAUUGUAAAAAUAACAGCUGCAAACAUUGUGACGUUCAAAUUUAGUCAACACCAGCUGGUCAUUAACCAGGGGAUCUAAACCAGUCAGAAAUAGAGAAUUAUUUAUUUUGAUUGAACUACAGUGGUGUACUGUAUCUUUUGGAUUAUGUUUAAAAUAAUGAUCAACUGAGGAACUGAAGAUCCUCCUUUGAAUAAUUAGUGCAACUUAUUUAAAAAUAUAUAUUUUGAGAAGUUUUGAGGUUCUUUGUUACUAAAAGCACCUUGAAAUUACUUAAUCUAUUAUGUAGACAAAGAAGAAAAAUUCAAUCUGAAACACAAAAUGACACUUUUCAACAUUUCAUUAUUAUUUUUGCUGUGAAACUCACAAAACCAUGAACACCAGAAAUAUUUGUGUAAUGUUAUUGUGUUGUAAGGAAAUAGCCAAUAAGAUGCGACAAAACUAAACUGCCACAGCAACGAUAAUUAGUUUGUGGUUUUGAGGUUUGCUUGCGUGUCCUGAAUUUUAUGUGAUAGGUCACUUGAAAGACUUCCUUACUUUAACAAUAUACUAACAGGGAUGUAGCCGUUUCACAGUGUUAAAUAAUGUUUAAUAGGUUAGAAUUUCAUUUAAAGUACCUGUGAAUAAUAAUUUUAGUUGUCUUGACAUUCGCACAAUAGGUUGCAUGAACUUGCACACAUGUUGAUAUUUUUUUCUGUAACCAAUAAUGAUAAUAAAAAACUAUUAAAAAUAACAAAAGAUAAAUUAUAAGCAAGCAUUUUUAUGUGGUUAUAUUAUUAUUUUUCAACCAUCAAAAACAUAAAUCAACUGCAACUGACCACUCCAGAAAUACCAUAACAUACCAUAGUGCUCUUUGU